Anopheles gambiae (African malaria mosquito) is the source of this 5935-nucleotide messenger RNA. RefSeq names its product integrin alpha-PS3. Gene Ontology annotation, molecular function: integrin binding. The transcript has 7 exons. Gene Ontology annotation, biological process: integrin-mediated signaling pathway; cell-matrix adhesion; cell-cell adhesion. NCBI's taxonomy places the organism in Eukaryota, Metazoa, Arthropoda, Insecta, Diptera, Culicidae. Gene Ontology annotation, cellular component: external side of plasma membrane; integrin complex. Bases 804 to 4241 code for a protein of 1145 amino acids. The record is from RefSeq and is a predicted model, not a curated record.
CAUGGAUUGUGUGUGCAGCACGUUGCGUAUAAUUUGCGCGUCCCCUUUGGCGGGUAGUGCCGGUUGGGGUGAGUUCCCGAAUAGAGUUUGUGUGGCUAACAGAGCACGCUAAACAAGCGCGUAAACGUUGUUUGGUCAUACGGAUCGGCGAACUCGACGGGUGCGGACGUGAGCGACACACAGCACGCUGCUCCUUUUCUUCUGAAGUUGGUGAACCACUCGCUAAGGCUUGUCCGGCGCACCAUCAUCGUCAUCAUCAUUACCACCAUCAUCAACAUCGAGAUUGUCUGCGUAUCAGAGUGUAAAGUGUUCGGGCUCGCGCGCGCUAUCGCAAGCUGUGUUUGCGUUAUCCGGUGGUAAAGUGGUGUGGUCUUAUCAUGGUAUUCGGUGAUACACUGUCAGUGCCGUCAGUUCUCCCCUUUUAACUAACAAGUGUACUCUGAUAUCAUUUGACUCGUUUUGCACGUCGAAGUGCAGUGCUGCAAGAGGUCCAGCAAGGUGUGGUUCCGGUUAUAUGCUGUGCUUCGUUCGGUGUUUCAAUAAAUGAAGUGAAAACGAUGUGAAACCAGACGCUUGCCAAACGGAGAGCUUCAAACCGGAGGAAGAAUUAUCAUCAAACGACACCAAAGUUCAUUGAAUCGGCAUCGGCACCAAAACCAUCGUUUAGCACUCAAAGGCGCGCGAGUGUAUUUAAGACAUUUUCAAGAUUAAGGAAAGAGCUUUUGAGCAGGACUGUGUGUGUGUGUAGGUGUGUUUGUGUGUGUGCAAGUGAGAUAAAAGAAGAUCAACAACAGCUCUCAACAAUGAAGUCAUCCCAACAGAGGGUGACCCUUGGUGUUGGACAGAUCGUGAUGCUGCUGCUGCUGCUGCUGCUACUUGCCGGCGAUGGCGAUACGUUCAACUUAUCGCCAGUGCCGAACUACGUGUUCCGCGAGCCCAACCUGCAGCUGCAUAUGGAAAAAGGUCGAAGUUCAUACUUUGGAUAUUCGCUUAAUCUGCGCCCAGGCGGUGUGAUUGUCGGCGCACCGAGAGCCCAGUCGGAUUUGGCAACGCAGCGGAAAGUGAACGAAACUGGUGCCAUCUAUCGGUGCCACUUUACAGACGGCGAAUGUGCGCCGUACUACUUCGACAAGGCCGGCAACACGAAAGCGGAACAGUCGGACUUUGCGUACAAUUCGGAAAAGAAGGACUUCCAGAUGCUGGGCGCGGCCAUGGAUGGCCAUGGAUCCGAUGGUGACCGGUUUGUGGUGUGUGCGCCGAAAACCAUCAGCGAGCUGGUCGACUACUACCUGCUGCACGGUAUUUGCUACGUCACGGACGGCACUGAGCAGGAGCAGGAGCCGAAGGAGAUCCGCAAGAUCAUACCGCUGCGUGCUAAAGACAAGCAACUGCACAAGGAUGCGUACGGACAGUACUACAACUACAUGUACGGCGAGCAGGGCAUCAGUGUGCACGUGACCGACGACGGGGAGGAGAUACUGAUCGGAGCGCCGGGUGUGUUCAACUGGCGCGGCACGGUGGUGCGCUACAGACGGCGCGUCAGUGAUGCGGGCGGCCUUAGUCGACGUGACGAUUGGUCUGCCCAGCAUCGUCCAACGAAUCGGCACAAGCGGCAGAUCAUUCAAUACGUUAGCGACGUACCGAAUCCGUACUUUAGCGCGGUUCAGGACGAUUCCUACUUCGGGUAUGCAGUCGGGUCGGGCGACUUUCGCGGGGACAAGAAGAUUCUGUACGUGGCCAGUGCCCCACAGUCCAGCGGCCAGGUGGGAGACGUAUUCAUAUUCGACAUCAUCAAUGCUGACUCGUUCUUGGAAACGCAAAUCAAGGUGCACUACACGUUUCCCGGGCAACAGCAGGGCGAAUACUUUGGGUACGCACUGCUGGCCGAAGAUUUCAACGGCGAUGGAUUUGCCGAUCUAGCAAUCGCGGCACCGAUGCAUAGCCGUUUCGGUGACCAUGACAACGGCGUCGUGUACGUGUACUGGAACGAAGGGGAACUGAACUUCCAGCUGCAGGGGAAACUUUCCGGCAGCCAGGAAGUGGCCGGGCGUUUCGGCACGAGCCUCGCCAAGAUCGGUGACAUCAACAUGGACGGAUACAAUGAUAUUGCUGUUGGAGCCCCGUUCGAAGGAAAUGGUGCCGUGUACAUUUUCCUCGGGUCGGUUGAUGGUUUGCAGUCGAAACCGAGCCAGCGAUUAACAGCACCGGCGAACGAGUUGCUCUCUCCCCAGCCCAUGUUCGGCUUUGCCCUGUCCCGUGGUAGCGAUAUCGAUGCGAAUGGUUACAAUGAUCUCGCCGUCGGCUCACCGAACGAUGAAAAGGUGUACGUGUACCGAACGUACCCGGUGGUAAAGAUCGAUGUGGACGUCACCUCAUCCAAGCGCGAACUAACGCUAGAGGACACUACGUUCGAUUUAUCGAUCUGUAUGAAUGCAAUAUUCGCCACUGGCCAGCAGUUUGAUGUGCAGCUCAAUUACGAGCUGAGCGUCGACGCACAGGUUGGACGCGUUACCCUGCCCGGCGUGGGUGGCAACAAGCGAAACGAAACCAUCACCGUUACCGGCACGAACGAGUGCCGGCGCAUCGACGUUCGGCUGAAGGCCACAGCGGCCAGCAUCUAUAAGCCUGUGCUGGUCGAGCUGUCGUAUGAGCUGGUGCGCCAGCUGCCCGCCGAUACGGACGCUGGAUUCUGUGCCGAGUGUGCGCUGCUCGACCCGACCGUCCCGAACCGACUCAUCCAGAAGAUCUCGUUCAAAACGGGCUGCCAGGGAGAGGUGUGUGUAUCGGAUUUGCGUCUGUCCGCUCGGUGGCUAGACAUAUCGCCCGUGUACGUGCUCGGCAGUUCGAAAAAAGCGACGAUAGAGUUUGAGGUGUACAAUGCGGGCGAGAAUGCCUAUUUGCCGCAGCUAAACGUAACACUUACGCCGGCUCGCUUGACACUGGCUAAAUUGACGUCGGAAUGUCAGCAAACGAUUACCGUCGAGGGAGUUAAUGUGCUGUGCGAUCUGAACAAUGGUUUACCACUGAGGUCAUCGCACACCUCCCGAUACACGCUAAUCCUAGACAUGACGAAGCUGGAGGGCAGCAGUGCCGAAAUACGGGCCGAAGCACUGAGCUCCAGCGAAGAGUCGGCGCAGGAGGACAACUUCCUAGAGCAGGUGCUGACACUGCAAGAGUUUAGCGACAUCGAAAUUAUAGGAAAAACGUCCACCUCUGAGGUGUUCCUGGAGCAGCAAAGUGGUCUGCUUAAUAUCACGUACGAAAUUCAGGUCCAUAGCAACGGUCCCAGCACGUUCCGUCGGUUGGGCUUUACGCUGGACGUGCCGCUGGUGUAUCACAAGCCCAGCGCUGGCCGAUCGUUUCAGAUUAUCAACCUUAACAACAUCGCUGUAACGGGCUACUAUAGCUACAAAACGCUCGACUACACCUGGACCCAGAACGAAACCAUUCUGUUGCCCAAUCCGAUCGAGCAGGACCAUAUCCUUCCACCAGUUGUAGACGUCGAGGAGCUGCAUCGCUUACCGAGCGACUUUGAUCUCCUUUCGGGCGGUGGCGGUGGAAUGGUCGGAUAUCCGGGCGAAAACCAACCGCACGGCUAUGAUCCAAGCUCGGUGGGUAUGCAUCGACGGCGCCGGAACCUGGAUGGUGCCCCGGAGUCCACCUACAACCGGUACACCGGCCAGCUAACCAGCCAUUCGCGAACCCGUCGCAGCUUGUCGAAGGUGAAUGAAGCCAUCGUGCAAGCACUGCCCGGCAAUCGCACACUGUUCUUCAACUGUGCCGAGGAGGAUUCGUUGAUCGAGUGUGCUCGGCUGAACGUAGCGGUAGACAUCUUCCGUCCGACGAACGUGCCGAUCGUGAUAACGCUGCACUUCCAGCUCGACCUGGACGCCAUCGGUGAGGCGUUCCUCGAGCGGGAAGACAUCUUUGCGCUGACGAUGCUAGCCGACGUGCACAAGGAGGGCGAUCCGGACGGUGUCACCUUCCGGCAGGUGCGCAGCAAUCCUUUCACGGUGGUGUACCGCUAUUCCGAUGGCAGCACACCCAUUUGGGUGUACAUUGUAUCCGCGCUCGGGGGGCUGUUGCUGCUCGUUGCGAUUUCGUACGGUUUGUAUCGAGCCGGUUUCUUCAAGCGCGCCACAAAGGAAGAAAUGGAGAAGCUUCAUCGGGAGAGCACCCGGCUAAAUGAACCAGAGCAGGUGAACCAAUCACCGGCGGAGGUUAGCACCGAACUGAACUGAAAACCUGUUAGCUGCUUUUUGUUUGAAAAACACGCAUAGCGCUUAGUAAAGCGUUUCUUUGACACCAAAUCUUAUUAAUAGCUAAGUAUUACAUAGUGGUACUGCUGUACGUGGUAGUGUUGUGUUCGAUUUUAGUGUAAUGCAUAGGUGUAAUGUUCUUCUGCAAGAACGUUGCUUGCAGCUUUUAUAGUUUUGAGAGUAUGUUCAAGAAAGUAUGUUCAGCUACUUCAACAUUCAUUCCUAAGUAAAUGCUAUUACCGCAUGCAUUUCCUAUAUAUUUUAGAGUAUGUUGAAAUUGUAUAACUGUAAGGUUUAAUGAGCCAGAACAGGUAACUCUCAUCUGAGCUUGCACAGGCUUAUCGUUGACAAGCGGCAGGCUAGCUAACUUCUUCUUUUGAGACUUAAGUCAUUACCACGCAGCCGGAUAGUUAAUCCUUGGUACGGAGGGACGGUCCAUUCUAGGCUUGAACCCAUGCUAGCUAACACAGAUGUGAAUUAAAUGCCGUGCGCCGUGUAUGUGAUGGCCGUAUGAUACGCUAUACGAGGAAAUGUUGGAUAUUUGCCCUGAAAAUCAAUCAUAUUCGGACGGUAAUAUCGAGUUCACGCAACAUUGAUAAUUGUUAUUUGAUACAUGCAAAUUGUGCUUUUGGUAGACAUUAUCGUAUAACUUGCGUAAUAGCAAUUGCACAGCAGAAUCAAUCCCGUUUUCAAGAAACACAUCAGGAGAAAAAGGUGUAUUUUGGUUUCUAGUCAAUUCUUUGUAGCUAUGUUAUUAUUGAUUGCUAACUACAAAUCAAGCAACGUAGUAAGGAAAAAAAAAAAAACUGUGUGAGCUAUACGACAUCAUUUCGAGAUAAUAACGCUUUUAGAAAUGUAGUUUACUUUUUAAAAUAAUAUAUGAAAGCAAGAACUGAGACACACAAUGUUUUUUUUGGUGCGGAAAAUUGUGUUCUUUCAUUUGUUUUUCUUUGAAAACAUGCAAAUAAAUUAUGAAAUGUGCACUAACUGAAGGUUAAUUGAACUCGCCAACUAGUAGAUAUCAUCAAAAAUAAAUUUAAUUAUAUUCUUUUCAGUGAUUAGCUAAUAAUUUCACGCAAAGGGCCGUAGAAAAAUUAGGGGAAAAAACAACGAAAUGGCUUAAGUUUACUAGAAUCCAUAUUUAUUCGUGGAGUAAUUCCAUUUCCUAUUAGUUGCAUGCAUGAAACAUCAAAUUUUGAAUUAUUUUUUGGAGUAAAUAGAACAAAAAAUACAUUUCAUUUUACUUACAACGAAAAAAAUGGCAAGGCGUUUUAAAUUAUGUAGAAGUAAGAAUUAGAAACAGUUUAAUUGGUGAAUCCAAUUUUUCUGUUGGUUUUCUACACUAAUCGGACCUCCGGUUGGCAUGUCAAAUGGUCAUGCACUUUAUGCCUUUACGAAAAGAUGAUAUAUGCUGAAUAACUUAAACUGCGAGGUUGAAUCGCGCUUCGGCUUCAGAGUCCAGGUCCCUGGUCCUCUAAAAAUAUAUUAUGUUCAUCCACCUCUAUACAAUUAGAAUCGGCAAGUUAGGCCAUAUAUCCUUUUCUCUAUUCGGAAUACACGGUUUGAUUUUAGUUAGCGAAAGCAUAUGUGUUACCUUUCCUAUUUUUAAAUUUGUUUAAUUAUUCGUAAAUUCUAUUGAUUGAAAAUUGAUACAAAUAAAUAAUUUUUUUAUUGCA